UACAAUUUAAUUCAUUUCGAUUAGGCAAGGAAUCAGCAUCGCUUUUAGAAAUUGUGACGUGUUUUAUAACACAAAGCAAGAAAAAACUUUCAUUCUUAUUUCAUAAUGAAAUAAUUUUGACUACUUGGAUUAUAAGUUCAUGUUAAUGGAUAGACCCUCCUCAUCCCUUUCUACAUCCAGCAUGCGACCCAUUGAUAUCAACUCAGCUCAUUAUUAUGAUAAAGUAAUCAGUGUUAUAACAAAGAAACCGAGUGACAGAUCUAAUGGUGAUAUAAGUCAAAUCAAAUCAUGGUUUCAAAAGAAGUCGGAUUUAUUUAACCAGCUAAAUGACGAAAUAAUCCACGACUUGGUGAAAAAUUGUGAAUUUAUGAAAACUGAACGUGACUUUCUUCUCAUCGAGCAAGGCGAAAAAGGCGACUGCUUCUUCAUAAUAUUGCAUGGAUCAGUAUCUAUAUAUAUAAAUACCACUCUGGAACUAGAAAAAGAUUUACCCGAUGUCUCUAGAAAUCCGGACCCACUGGCAGAAAGGAGGGAGAGCAUGGGUAAAUCAGAGGACGAAAAAAUCAAAGAAUUAGAUCGAUCAAAAUAUGGAAUAUAUGUGGGAGAAAUAGAAUGUGGCAAAAGCUUUGGAGAACUUGCACUUAUAAAUGCCGACAGCGUUAGAAAUGCCACAAUAAUCACAGACGAGACUACAGAUUUGAUUGUAAUUGGUAGAGAUCUGUAUAACAGAUGUAUUAAGUCUUUCCAUGCUAAGGAAUUUGCUGAGAGGAAACAGUUUGUCGAAAGUAAUCCUUUAUUUGACAAAUGGCAUCCAAAGUAUAAAAAACAAAUAGCUAUGAGCUUGAAGAAGGAGAAAUUUCAUUUUGAAAGCGUCAUAAUAAAGCAAGGAACUCGGUUUGAUGGUUUACGUUUUAUAAUCAGUGGCCAGGCGAAAGUCAUUUCAGAUCCACACCAGCAUUCUACGCAAUAUUCUCAUUACUAUCCUUUACCAGAUAUUGAAGACUUGAAGAAGGAGGAAGCACGUGAAUCACUUAGAAGGGAACUUAGUGCACUUACAGGUGCCAAUGGUUUAAAACAAAAGCGUAUAAGCAGACCGAAAUCGUCCCUCCAUGUUUAUACCAACAGCGAGUCCUCCCAACGAGCGAGGUCAACAAGUGGUAGACGGUCACCAUUACCAACACGUCGUCAACUAGAAUUCUGUUUGGUAGCCCCUCAAGAAAUAUUAGGUGAUUUUGAAGUCGCUAUGAAUUUGAAUACAUUUUCAUAUUCUAUCACAUGCAUGCAGGAAACAGAAAUAUAUGUUUUGAAUCAGACUAAUUUUGAAAGGUUAAUCGAAAAAAGAAACCCUCAAGUUAUUAAAAUUAUCAAGAAUUCUGUAAUGGAGAAAUACUCCGUUCGAAUGUCUUGGAUGAAAGAAAAGAAAGACAUUCCUUUGUUUCGUUAUUUACUAUAUAAGACUGAAGAGACAGAAAGAAGAAAGAAACAAAAAAAGUGAAAGACAAAUGAUUAUGAAAACGCAUAUAAAUGUUCCCGAUGAUGACUUCUUGUCUACAUUAUUUUAUAAUGCUUUUACAACAUACUUCUCACGGAUUAAUAAAGACGAUGAAAUGUAGUAGAUCUAUUUCUGAACAAGGAUUAUUUGUAUAGAAGAACAAUAUUUUUUAGCAGAAAUAUCUUGGUCAGUUCAAGUGGCGAUAAUGAAAUAUUUCAAAUCUUAAAUGCAAAUUUACUUUUAUACCUUAAUAUGUAGUAUCGAAUGUCUUUAAGUUUACAGGUUCCAUCUUUCAGGUAAAUACUUUAUAAAUAGUAUCAAAUCUUCAAAUAUUUAAAUAAAAUGUAUAUAUGCACCGAAUUUAUUUUCAUGUUACAGAAUGUGCUGGUGUAAUAAAAUGUAGAUGUCA
This is a messenger RNA of Mytilus trossulus (common blue mussel), 1901 nucleotides long. RefSeq lists its product as uncharacterized. Lineage: Eukaryota; Metazoa; Mollusca; Bivalvia; Mytilida; Mytilidae. The transcript has 8 exons. The coding region runs from base 140 to 1495 and encodes 451 amino acids. The record is from RefSeq and is a predicted model, not a curated record.